ACAGGAGAGAAACCUUAUUCUGGAUUCAAAUUUUAUAUUGGAAUAGUCAUUUUAGUAAUCUGCUUUACUGGAUUCAUAGGGAAUGGAGCUGUCAUCUGGCUUCUUGGAUUCUGCAUUAAGAGAAACCCUUUUACCACCUACAUCCUUAAUCUGGCUGUUGCUGAUGUUGGAGUCCUCACUGCCAUUGCUUCCCGUUAUAUUUUAAUACAUACGAGAGGGGAAAUGUUUCUUCUGUUUCUUUGUCUGUAUCUAUUCCUAUUUAUGUUCACCACUAGUCAAAUUCUUCUGACAAGUAUCAGCAUUGACAGGUGUGUGACUGUCCUCUUUCCAAUGUGGCAUCGCUAUCACCGACCAACGCACUUGUCCACCAUUGUGUGUGCCUUCAUCUGGCUCCUCUCCUUCCUGCUUUCUGCAGUUAUCUUAAUUCUUGAUGUAACUAAUUCCUUUGUAUAUAAUGACAAAAUAUUCUACUGCUUUCUUAUAACUUCUCUCUUCUGUCUCCCACUCAUGACUAUUUCAGCUGUGACUCUUUUCAUCAAAGUCUACUGUAAAUCCCACCAGCGGCAACGACAAAAACUUAUGACGAUUUUACUAACUCUCCUCUUCUUCGUUAUGUUUGAUUUCCCAUUUAAUACCCUUCUUCUCAUUCAUUUAUCUUUUGAAGCACUGCCUUCCUUUUUCUUCACAUGGAGCUAUUUGUGUGCUUGCCUAAACAGCAGUGUUAACCCACUGAUCUAUUUCCUAGUUGGGAAAAAGAAGGGAGGCCGUUCUAAGGAAAGCAUGAAGCUCAUCCUACAAAGGGUUUUGAAUGAAGAGGAAGACUGCAGACAUAAAAUGGAAGACAGAAUCUUCUGA
Messenger RNA from Sceloporus undulatus (fence lizard), 855 nucleotides. Its product is annotated as mas-related G-protein coupled receptor member H-like. The record is from RefSeq and is a predicted model, not a curated record. NCBI's taxonomy places the organism in Eukaryota, Metazoa, Chordata, Lepidosauria, Squamata, Phrynosomatidae. Gene Ontology annotation, molecular function: G protein-coupled receptor activity. Gene Ontology annotation, cellular component: membrane. Gene Ontology annotation, biological process: G protein-coupled receptor signaling pathway.